Messenger RNA from Pelobates fuscus (common spadefoot toad), 1988 nucleotides. RefSeq names its product FEZ family zinc finger 1 (gene FEZF1). The transcript is spliced from 4 exons. The record is from RefSeq and is a predicted model, not a curated record. Gene Ontology annotation, molecular function: DNA-binding transcription repressor activity, RNA polymerase II-specific; RNA polymerase II cis-regulatory region sequence-specific DNA binding. The coding region runs from base 307 to 1683 and encodes 458 amino acids. Gene Ontology annotation, biological process: regulation of transcription by RNA polymerase II. Gene Ontology annotation, cellular component: nucleoplasm. Lineage: Eukaryota; Metazoa; Chordata; Amphibia; Anura; Pelobatidae.
ACUAGUUUACCUUCUCCUCUUGGAAAAUAACGAUUGGCGAGGUUUUUGCUGCGCUAUUGACACAACACUUCCCAUUGAGGAGCCAUGGCAGCAAUAAGUGAUUGCCCUGGUGUCACUUGUGCUUGGCAAUAAAUUGGCAUCUGUCCACUGGACUGUUAAUCAUGGUUCUGUACAGCACCAAAUAAUGAUUAUGAAGAAGAUUAUGACUUUUCAACUCCUUACAAAUCAGUGACAAGAGGCGGAUUAAGAAAAGGUGGUGUCUUGUAAGGAAGACACUUCAUUCUCCGGCCAAGAACAAUCAAAGACAUGGACAAUAGUCUACUACACAGAACAACCAAAACAGCCAGAGAACAGCUUCCCAGCAGAGCCAACAUGAUCAGCAGUACCAAGCCUCUUGCCUUUUCCAUAGAAAGGAUAAUGUCCAGGACUCCAGAACCUAAAGCUCUCUCUGUGCCAAGUUUGUUGCAGGGUUGUCAGCCAAAAGGUGACCACAGGCAAGCCCUUCACAUCAAUUCUUCAUCCAUCCCCUGCAUGAUUCCCUUUGUGCCAGUUGCCUAUGACCACUGUCCCAAAAUUGGACUCACCAGCUCUGAGCUGAGGAAGACCCAACUUGAAUCGUCCACCGCUUUUAGCUGCAACGAACUUCUGAAUUGUGCUCUGGCUUUCAAAGGAGAUCUUGCCAGAGACGCCUUACCUGUCCAACAAUACAAGCUGGUGAGACCACGAGUGGUGAACCAUUCAUCGUUCCAUGCCAUGGGGGCAGCUUUGUGUUAUUUUAACCGAGCAGAUGGACCAUGCCACCCUUCAGCUAGCAUCAACAUCCACCCAGUUGCCUCUUAUUUUCUGGGCUCCCCACUGCACCAACCUCAAAAGACCUACCUGGCAGAGAGGAACAAGCUGGUUGUGCCAUCUGUGGAGAAGUAUUCUUCAGGGAUGACUUUCAAAGACCUUUCACAAGCCCAGUUUCAGCACUAUAUGAAAGAAAGCGCCCAGGCACUAUCAGAUAAGAUUGCCUUCAAAAACUCAGCCAAAUUCAGCAGCAAUGCUUCCCCCAACAGCAAACCCAAAGUCUUCACCUGUGAAGUGUGUGGCAAGGUGUUUAAUGCACAUUACAAUCUGACCAGACACAUGCCAGUCCACACGGGGGCCAGACCGUUUGUAUGCAAGAUUUGUGGCAAAGGAUUCAGACAAGCAAGCACCCUAUGUAGGCAUAAAAUCAUCCACACACAGGAAAAGCCCCAUAAAUGCAAUCAGUGCGGCAAAGCCUUCAACAGGAGUUCCACCCUGAACACCCACACCCGAAUCCACGCGGGAUACAAGCCCUUUGUGUGUGAAUUCUGCGGGAAGGGUUUCCAUCAGAAAGGUAAUUACAAGAACCACAAACUCACUCACAGCGGGGAGAAGCAGUUCAAGUGCAAUAUAUGUAACAAGGCUUUUCACCAAGUCUACAAUCUGACCUUCCAUAUGCACACCCACAAUGACAAGAAGCCCUUCACCUGCCCCACCUGUGGCAAAGGAUUCUGCAGGAACUUUGACCUGAAGAAACAUGUGCGCAAGUUGCAUGACAGCAAUACAGGAGGUCCACCUGGGUCUAGUCCUGCUGCGCAGGAUGAACUGCUUCUACAGACCAGGAGCCAACCCAAGAGGAACCAGAGUCCAGAACUUCAAGAAGGCACCUAUUGAUGGCCUUCCUGGGGCCACAUAAUGGACUUUUCUUAUGUACCUUAAGGUGCAAAUUUCCAGAAUCCAAGCAGGGUUAAAUCAGACUUGGUCUGCUGGACAACCAGAUGGAGAUGUUGGUCGGGGCUGGAGAGGAAGACCUCGAGUUGGAGGUCUUUCUGUUGGGUGCUAUGGAUUGGGAAGUCACAAGUGCUUUCUCUGUCCCUCUACUCGGAACUCGUGCUCUUCUGAGGUUUUGCAUGCACCUAUAAAAUAUUGUGAGAGUAUUAUGCUCUACUUGUUCAUUGACCGUUUGCUUUUGAAAUUUU